AUGACGUCGUGCCCUGGCUCCCGCGGCGUCGUGCGGGUCCUGGACUGGUUCGAGCUGCCCGACGGCUCCGCGCUGGCCACGGAGCGUCCGCAGCGCUGUCAGGACCUCUGGUACUCGCUGGCCGAGCGGGGGUUCCUGACGGAGCCCGUGGAUUUCCCAUACCCAAACGUUCACCAGAUGGAGAAGGUUGCGAGGAAGAGGAAGAUUCCCUGGGACACCGAGGCAGACAAGGAGCUGAGGAUGGAGACCAGGAAGGACAAAUCCCUGCAGCAGAACCUAAUGGAAGAGGCCGUUUUGAGCAACUCCACAGCGCAGGAAUCCAACAGGGAGGAAAAUCCCUGGAGGUCUCACAGGAGGAGGGGCUGCAAGCCCAGCCCAGGAUGCUCUGAGGAGGAAAGACCCACUCUGGGCCAGGAAGGUGGGCAGAGCUUCAGCCAGAGCUUGGAGCUGGUGGUCCCUGAGAAGCUUCCUGAUGGGCAGAAGCCCUACAAGUGCUUGGAGUGUGGGAAGAGCUUCAGGGAGAGCAACAGAUUCAGCUCCAACUCUCACCUUGUCAGCCACCAACACAUCCACACCGGGGAAUGGCCCUACGGGUGUGGGGAAUGUGGGAAGGGCUUCAGACGGAGCUCUGACCUCAUCAUCCACCAACGCAUCCACACUGGGGAGAGGCCCUAUGAGUGUCCUGAGUGUCAGAAGAGGUUUCACAGCAGCUCUGGUCUCCUCAAACACCAGUGGAUUCACACGGAUGAGAGGCCCUUCCACUGCCCUGACUGCAGGAAGGGCUUCAAGCGCAACUCCACCCUCGUCACACACCAGCGUAUCCAUACCGGGGAGAGGCCCUACAUGUGCUCCACUUGUGGGAAGACGUUUAACAGCAGCUCAGAUCUCCUCCGGCAUGAGCGGAUUCACUCUGAGGAGAGGCAUUUCCUCUGCCCUGACUGUGGCAAGGGCUUCAAGCAAAACUCCCAUCUUGUCAGCCACCAACGCAUCCACACUGGGGAGAGGCCCUACUUGUGUCCCCAGUGUGGGAAGAGCUUCACCUGGAGCUCUGACUUGACCAAACACCAACGGAGGCACCAGUAAGGGAAAUCCUGAAAGUUCCCCAGCUGCAGGAAGA
Messenger RNA from Lonchura striata (white-rumped munia), 1117 nucleotides. The record is from RefSeq and is a predicted model, not a curated record. NCBI's taxonomy places the organism in Eukaryota, Metazoa, Chordata, Aves, Passeriformes, Estrildidae.